AUGACGGCUCCUAAGACGCCGCCGCGCAUGCUGGACAGAAUACGCAACGAAAUCAGCCCCGUAAUGAUUCAGGAGUUCAGCUACACGAGCCCUAUGCAGGUUCCGCGACUGAGCAAGGUUACGCUGAACAUUGGACUGGGCGAAGCGCUGACGAACGCGCGCGCGAUUGAGAACGCAACUCGCGACCUGACCGCGAUAACCGGGCAGAAACCUGUCACGACCCGCGCGAAGAAGUCCAUCGCGGGCUUCAAGAUUCGUGAGGGGAUGCCCAUAGGCGUAAGCGUAACUCUACGCGGACGACGAAUGUAUGAGUUCGUUGACAGGUUGUUAAGCUCGUCCUUGCCGAGAAUUCGCGACUUCCAGGGCGUGUCGCGAAAUGCUUUCGACGGUAGGGGCAACUACUCUCUGGGCAUACGAGAGCAGGUGAUAUUCCCUGAAAUUGACUACGACUCAAUCGACCGCAUACGCGGGCUUCAGAUUGUCAUCGUUACAACUGCGCCCUCAGACCCCGAGGGGCUUCGAUUACUUGAACUGAUGGGAAUGCCCUUCGUGCGGUCCGACUCGCAGCAGAGGGUGGCUUAA
Molecule: messenger RNA, 582 nt
Organism: Geodia barretti
Lineage: Eukaryota; Metazoa; Porifera; Demospongiae; Tetractinellida; Geodiidae
Source: the annotation of a GenBank genome assembly